CGCAUUUCACGCAUCUUCCCCUAGAUACAGGUGUCCCGCAGCAGCUCUGAGUGCUGCAGCCUCCGACACCCAUGCUCACGCAGGUGCCCCGGAGGGCGACCCGUCUCCUCCUAGCUCACAGCGGCCGCCCGUCAGCAUGUCUUGCCCGUAGCCUCCCCCAAUCCUCCCUGUCUUCUCCGCUCUGCGGAGCCUCGUACACCAGCUCCAGGACGUUCCUCAGCUGGUUCAAAAGCAAGCCGAAGGAUUCGCCGUUCGCCCCCCACAAAACCUCGGGGAAAGACAAGACCCCGGUCCUCUCGCAGGACGACCUCUUCCAUCCGUUCUCGAAGUCGCCGUUCCCCGCCAUCCGCGCGCGCGGCGAGGCCAUCAGGCAGCUCGCGCCCUGUCCGGUCUGCGCGGGCGAGCACAACCAUGGGCUGCAUUCGCACCACGGGCACGAGACGAAGGCCGUCUCGUUCGAGUGUCCCGACUGCGGGUGGCCGACGCACUGUUCGGAGGAGCAUUGGGCGAAGGACAAGGAGCACCAGAAGUACUGUGCGCGGCUGAGGGAGGUCAACGAGGACGAGCAUGAUCUCAGGAGCGGGCGGCGGAUGAGGGAGUUCGAGCUGCCAGGCCCCCAGGACUCGGAGGCGGCGAUUUCGUUCGCGAACUGGGACGUGUUCUGGUACACGCGCGAGUUCCCGUCGAUGGACUCGGAGCGGUCGAGGCGGCAUGCGAGCAAGAUCCUCACGUACCCGAUCACGAUCGGCUCGGUGCUGCACCAGUUCAGCAACCUCACGCUGAGCAACCAACGGCUGACCCCCGAGGGCAGUCGUUCUCUCGCCGCCCUCCGGACAAACUUACAUGUUCCGCCUGGCGCGCCGGAGACCCCAGAGGCCGCAGUAACUAAGCCUCAGAUGCGGAUAUUCAUCCUGGGUGCUCGCGCGGAGUCUUCACUACCACCACACGUCUGGGAGCAGCUGUGCAUGCUCUUCCCGUCGGCACUGUUUCACCUGUACUUCAUUGGCCCUCAGGUAUCACUACCGAAGCCGGCGAGCGAGGUGAACAAAAUGCCGAAGAGCAGUGAAGCUCCCGCGCAAUCGUCCACCGUCGCCACAUCAGAGUCGUCAUCAUCCUCUCCGAAUGCGAAGGAAACGACGAGCGAGGCCGCAGCCGCGUCGGAACAACAGCCCCCUACGGACCCGAAAGAGGAGAAACCAGUGUACCUACCGAACGUCUACGAGCCUCCUACCCCUGCACCCAUCGCCCGACUGAAGCGGACGCGGAGCUCGAUCGAGCAAUACGGCGUUCCUUCGUAUACGGUCCCGUACACGGCCCAGCUGACGAUCACCGGCAUGCAAGCGAACUACAGCGAGGUGCACGCGCAGUUCCAGGAGACGUUCGACCCGUACACGGACUGCUUCUUCCUGUUCUCGCCCGGGCUCGGGUUCCCGUCGCCGAACUCGGUGAACGAGGCGACGGGGGAGCCGCUGCUGCAGGUCGCGUCGCCGACGGAGUGGGGCCCGGUGCUGCCGCAGCUGCUGGCGACGAAGUGCCCGAUCUUCGUGACCGGGUUCUCGCCGGCGGACGUGGAGCGGGACGUAAAGUCGCUGUCUCACGCGCCGGAUGUGGCGGGGGAGUUCGACUGGGUGGUCACGCCGGGGCCGAACGCGUUCCUGAGCGAGAAGUGGGAGGUGGCGGACUUUGAUCCCAGGGUGAUGGUGAAGACGAACUGGGGCAUCUGGGGCAUCCGCGGCAAGAGGAGGGAGGUGCGGGAGCGGUCGGGCUUCCUUGGGUUGAACCUAUGAUAGAGUACUCUUAAUGCUCAUGCACGUACACUACACCACCACCACUCUUGACUUGUUCAGCCUAGCGCUGUCUUUAACGUAACUUGGCC
This is a messenger RNA of Dichomitus squalens LYAD-421 SS1, 1876 nucleotides long. RefSeq lists its product as uncharacterized. The transcript is spliced from 3 exons. The record is from RefSeq and is a predicted model, not a curated record. NCBI's taxonomy places the organism in Eukaryota, Fungi, Basidiomycota, Agaricomycetes, Polyporales, Polyporaceae. Gene Ontology annotation, cellular component: extrinsic component of mitochondrial inner membrane. Bases 72 to 1787 code for a protein of 571 amino acids.